Messenger RNA from Pyrenophora tritici-repentis Pt-1C-BFP, 1035 nucleotides. RefSeq lists its product as uncharacterized. Gene Ontology annotation, biological process: maturation of LSU-rRNA; maturation of 5.8S rRNA. NCBI's taxonomy places the organism in Eukaryota, Fungi, Ascomycota, Dothideomycetes, Pleosporales, Pleosporaceae. Gene Ontology annotation, cellular component: preribosome, large subunit precursor; nucleolus. The record is from RefSeq and is a predicted model, not a curated record.
AUGGCUUCCGACGAUCUCGUGUGGUCCAUUAUUGGCACCGACUUUUGCUCGUUCAAGCUCAAGACUACCAAGGACCAGACCUUUUGUCGCAAUGAACACAACGUCUCCGGUUACUGCUCAAGACAGAGCUGUCCUCUGGCAAACUCAAGAUAUGCUACCAUAAGAUCGGAUUCUGCGACCGGCGAACUCUACCUAUACAUCAAGGCCAUCGAGCGAUCGCACCUUCCCUCCAAGUGGUGGGAGAAGAUAAAACUUCCCAAGAAUUACGCUCAAGCGCUGGAGCUCGUAGACCAACACCUUGCCUACUUCCCAAAGUUCCUCGUUCACAAGAAUAAGCAGCGCUUGACGCGCCUUACUCAGGUGAACCUGCGAAUAAGGAGAUUAGCAAAGGAAGAAGAGCGCCUGGGUGAAAGGCUUGUACCCAGGCUUGCACCCAAGGUUCGCCGGCGAGAGGAAGGACGUGAGCGCAAGGCGCUUGCGGCCGCAAAGGUUGAGCGUGCUAUCGAGCGAGUCCUUAUCGAUCGUCUGCGCAGUGGCGCGUAUGGUGACCGACCGAUCAACGUUGAGCCAAAUGUCUGGAAACGAGUCAUGAAAGGACUGCAGAAGGAGGGUCAGCUCAAGGGCGACGAAGACCUAGAUGACGGUAUCGAGGAGGAAGACGAAGAGAACGAGUACGAAGAGGAGAUGGAGAAUGGCGUCGGCGAGGUCGAAUACGUGAGCGACAUAGAAGGAGAGUCCGACGAUGAUAUGGAGGACUUUGAAGACUGGAUCGGUGGACAGAGCCCAGAUGAAGGCUCAGGUGACGACGACGAUGACGAUGAGAGCGGCACUGGCAGUGAAGAGGACGAGGAUGAGUCAGCGGAUGAGGAUGCCGAAGCACUCAAGAAGACCCUCGCGAACCUUAAGCGCAAGCGUCCCGCUGGGCCACCGCCGAAACCCAAGAAGAAGCCUUCCAAGGGUUCAAAGGGCCCGAAGGUUGGAAUCGAGUACGAAAUGGAGAGGGAGCCUGCUGCGAGAGAGACUAUGCGCAUAUAA